Mycotypha africana is the source of this 1308-nucleotide messenger RNA. RefSeq names its product Alpha/Beta hydrolase protein. The record is from RefSeq and is a predicted model, not a curated record. Gene Ontology annotation, biological process: proteolysis. Gene Ontology annotation, molecular function: peptidase activity. The transcript has 5 exons. NCBI's taxonomy places the organism in Eukaryota, Fungi, Mucoromycota, Mucoromycetes, Mucorales, Mycotyphaceae. The coding region runs from base 1 to 1308 and encodes 435 amino acids.
AUGCAUCCUUUGGAUAACACAAACGUCGAAAGCUUCACGAUCCCUGGCGCGAAAGUUUUUGAUAGAUACUUCCAGUGUCCACUAGAUUAUGCAAAUGAGGCAACAAGUCGAAAAAUCAAGGUCUUUGUUCGUCAUUUAGUUCCUGUAGAUAAAGUCUCCGAGAUGAAACGAAUGCCUUUUUUCCUUUACCUUCAGGGUGGACCGGGUUUCGAGUGCGCAUUACCAAGCAGUGCCUCGUCGGGUUGGGUAAAAGUAGCUUUCGAAAAGGGGUACCAGGUGCUUCUGCUCGACCAGCGUGGCACUGGCUUUUCCACUCAAAUCGCUGCUGAAUCUCUUGAAGCACAAUUUCAUACAGACGACGAAAAAGUAGAUUAUUUGAUGAACUUCCGUGCAGAUAGUAUUGUGAAGGAUUGUGAGCUGAUUCGCAAACGACUUACUGCUGGCCGGACGGAUAAAGAAGAGACUCGUCUUACCUUGCUGGGUCAGAGCUUUGGCGGUUUCUGUAUCCUAACAUACCUUUCAUUAUUUCCCAAAUCCAUUCAAAAUGCUUACAUUACUGGAGGUGUCCCACCAUUGGUUGAUGAUCCUGACAAAGUUUAUAGAGCCCUCUAUCCCCGUAUAUUGAAAAAAAACGUACUAUAUUACAAUAAGUUUCCUGCGGAUAUCGCCCGGGUUCAAAAGAUUCACAAAUACCUAUCUACAAAUGGAGUGACCCUUCCGAAUGGUGGUAACCUAUCAGCACGCCGCUUCUUGCAGUUAGGGUUAGCUUUCGGAGGUUCCGGAGGUUAUGAUGCUGUGCAUGCUAUUGUUCAGUCUGCUGCAAACGAUCUUGAUCGGCUUGGAAAGCUUAGUUUCCGAACUCUUAGUACCAUUCAAACCACUCAAAGUUGGGACACAAAUGUUAUUUACGCCAUUUUGCACGAAGCAAUCUACUGUCAAAACAAACAUUCGAGCCGUUGGUCUGCCGAACGUAUCCUCAACGAAGCGCCUUUUUCCAAGAUUUUUGAGUGGCGUCUUGAGAACUUGUAUGAUAACCGUCCUAUUUACUUUACAGGUGAAAUGAUAUAUCCUUUUAUGUUGGAUGAUUAUGCAGAAUUACGUCCCCUGAAAAACGUGGCUAACCGAUUAGCGGAAACGCGUUGGGGACAACUUUAUGAUAUCCAUGUAUUAAACAAUUUGGAAGGUGUUCAAGUGGCUGGUGUUAGUUACUUUGACGAUAUGUACGUUGAUCGUAAACUAUCCGAGCAUACUGCUAGUGAAGUCAAAGGAUUUCAACAAUGGAUUACAAAUGAAUAUGCACACAAGUAA